This is a messenger RNA of Elaeis guineensis (African oil palm), 792 nucleotides long. The record is from RefSeq and is a predicted model, not a curated record. Lineage: Eukaryota; Viridiplantae; Streptophyta; Magnoliopsida; Arecales; Arecaceae.
GAGCCCUAGCGAACACCCACCUUUGUCGCCGCCGCCGCCGCCUUGCAGAGCGCUCGUGGUGCCCACCUCUUCCCUACUCUCCUAGCGGUCACUCCCCGCUGGUCUCCGUCGUCGCCUUCCUCCCCAUCAUUACGGCAUCGGCUAUCCCUCUCCAAUCUUUCUCAGAGCACUCGCGCAUGCCCACCUCUUCCCAACUCUCCUAGCCGUCACCCCCGCUGGUCUCCGUCGUCGCCUUCCUCCUCCUUACUCUCCUAGCCGUCCCGCCCCGCUGGUCUCCGUGGUCGCAUUCCUCCCCAUCAUUACGGCGUCGACCAUACCCUCUCCAAUCUUCCUCAGGUUUUCUGCUUCCAACGACUAUAAAUCAUAGCCAAACCCUAAAGUGCAGAUAAUCCACCCAUGAGCUUGGAGCCCUUUAACAGGUUGGUGAGGCUUUCGGCCCGGGCCUUCUAUGAUGAUAUUACUAUGAAGGGCGAUAACCAGCCCAAGAGUGGGAGGGGAGAUAACAGGGGAAUGGCUGUGGUGGUCCUCGAUGCUCUUACUAGGCGCCAAUGGGUUAGAGAGGAAGAUUUGGCAAAGGCUUUGAAGUUGCAUUCGAAACAACUUCGCCGUACUUUACGAUUUUUUGAAGAGGAGAAACUGGUCACAAGAGAUCACCGGAAAGAGACUGCCAAGGGUGCAAAAGUAUUCAGCGCUGCAGUUGCUGCCACUGGUGAUGGUCAACAAAUGGUUAAAGAGGGUGAAGAGAAGACAAAACUGCAUACCCAUUCUUACUGUUGCUUAGAUUAUGCACAG